AUGAAGGCAUACAUUCUACUUGGCAUUGCUGCCUUGUGCGGCUCGGCUUCCGCCUUUUGGGGACAAUUGGCAGCUGGUGAUAUUUUGCAAAGUGAGGGCGGCGAAUAUCAAUUCAUCUACUUGACAGACUACAACACCGGAUCGAAAUAUGAAACGGAACUUCACGACGGCUUCAGCGGAUGCGUUUCGUCGAAAUGCACGGCUGGAUUCUAUGAAACAACUCCCGGAGGCUAUAACUUCAAUGCUUUGAUUUGGAGGUCUUCUGAUGGCUGCCAUCACAUCGAUUUCGAAGGAGCUCUUGGUUCACACAGUGGAUAUUGCUGCGGAUCUCUUCCUUGUGACAUUGGGGCUUAA
Molecule: messenger RNA, 354 nt
Organism: Trichoderma atroviride IMI 206040
Lineage: Eukaryota; Fungi; Ascomycota; Sordariomycetes; Hypocreales; Hypocreaceae
Source: RefSeq, a predicted model, not a curated record